Messenger RNA from Thunnus maccoyii (southern bluefin tuna), 1722 nucleotides. RefSeq names its product hepatocyte nuclear factor 3-beta-like. Gene Ontology annotation, molecular function: transcription factor binding; protein domain specific binding; RNA polymerase II cis-regulatory region sequence-specific DNA binding. The record is from RefSeq and is a predicted model, not a curated record. Gene Ontology annotation, biological process: anatomical structure morphogenesis; regulation of transcription by RNA polymerase II; cell differentiation. Bases 342 to 1565 code for a protein of 407 amino acids. Lineage: Eukaryota; Metazoa; Chordata; Actinopteri; Scombriformes; Scombridae. The transcript has 2 exons.
GGUUCAGAUCUUGAGAGGCCAGAGGGCGGGAGUCUCGUGAUGAUGACAGAAUAUUCAAAUGAAGAUGUGAGCUCGAGGAGGGUCGGAAGGAGGAAGCGGAUUGGCUACUGGCCCCGCAGUAGCGCGAGCGCAGGUGCCAGCGUCACUCACUGAGCAGGAACCGUCCCCGCGGUCACAGUCGCUGCUCGCUGCCCGGCAGCUGUGCGCCUGUCCCGGCCAUAAGCAACAGGAUAAACCGGCUGGAGCGUCACCGACUGCCAGCUGAGGACUCGCGAGCUUUGUGUGUUUGUUUUUCCGCCUCGCGUGAAGCCUCUGGAUGGUGUUGAGCUGGAGCGUGCACAAUGCUGAGCGCCGUUAAAAUGGAGGGACACGAGCAUCCGGACUGGAGCAGCUACUACGGAGAGACCGAGUGUUACACCACAGCAGGAAACAUGAACUCCGGUCUGACCAUGAACUCCAUGAGCAGCUACAUGAGCGCGCCUGGCAUGACCGGCACCGGCCACAUGAACGCGCAUUCCUAUAUGAACCCGGUCGGGGUCAACCAGCCCUCGAUGUCCGCCGGGGUGUCUCAGAGCCCCGGGGCCGUGCAGGCUGGAGCCGGGAUGACGGGCCUGAGCGCCGCGCUGCCGCCGAGCAUGAGCCCGAUCAGCCCGCCGCCGUACGGGAGCGUGCCGGUGAUGAGCCCGGUGUACGGGCAGGCCUGCAGUAUCAGAUCCAGGGAGCCCAAACCGUACCGGCGGAGCUACACACACGCCAAGCCGCCGUACUCCUACAUCUCUCUGAUCACCAUGGCCAUCCAGCAGUCCGGCUGCAAGAUGCUGACGUUAAACGAGAUCUACCAGUGGAUCAUGGACCUGUUCCCGUUUUACCGGCAGAACCAGCAGCGGUGGCAGAACUCCAUCCGACACUCGCUGUCUUUUAACGACUGCUUCAUCAAGGUGCCCCGCUCGGCGGACAGACCGGGGAAAGGCUCCUACUGGGCCCUCCACCCGGACUCCGGGAACAUGUUUGAGAACGGCUGCUACCUCCGGCGGCAGAAGCGCUUCAAGUGCGAGAAGAAGCCCGGGACCGGUGACAAAGAGGCGGCGGGGAAGCCGGGCUCGGAGGGCGGCUCCAGCGGCUCAGACUCCCCGCACUCCUCCUCCUCCCCCUCCUCCUCCUCCUCCACCCCUCCGUCCUCCGGUGCGGAUGUAAAAGGAGUCGGGGUCGACCUAAAACCGUGCCGUACCAGCCCCGUGCGCGUACCCUCCCCGCUCGCGCACACGCAGCACCUGUUCUCCCAUCAUCAUCAUCAUCAUCAUCAUCAUCCCCACCCGCUGCUGCUGCACGAGGCCGCCCACCUGAAACCACCGGACCACUACCACCCCCACCACUACUCCUUCAACCACCCGUUCUCCAUCAACAACCUGAUGUCCGAGCCGCAGCACCACAAACUGGAGCCGGCGGUGCAGUACGGAGGCUACGGCUGCCCGGUGUCCGGGGCGCUGGUGGCGGCCAAAACCGCUCUGGAUCCCGCGCACACCGACACCAACUACUACCACGGCGUGUAUACACGAGGCCCAUAAUGAACUCCUCCUGAAAUACUUUUUAAAGAGUAAAAAAACAAACAAACAUUUGUACAUUUGUAAAUGUGAGAAAGUGUUUUGUUGAAGGCCUGAAGGAUUUGUCAUUAGUGUGUUUGUAUACGUGCAACAGAUAAAAAUCUUUAUAUGAAAAACUUCA